ACAGACCCUUGGAUCCACAUUUCCUGCUGGACCAGUUCUGCAGCACUACAAGAGUAUCUUUAGCAUACUACGAUGGCAAGAAAGAAUAUCAAGGACUUCCUUUUGGAAGCACUGGAGGACCUUACACUGGAUAUGUUUGAGAAGUUUAAGUAUAAAUUAUCAUAUAUUGAUUAUGAUAAGACAGCAAAUCUCUCCAAGUAUUUGCUCAAGAAAGCCAACAAUCCAGUUGAACUUGCAGACUACAUGUGUGACCACUAUGGAGCUGACAUUGCUGUGGAUGUAGCUAUCUGUGUGCUUGAAUGGAUCAACCAAAGAGACACUGCAGCUAAACUCAAACAGGAUAAACAAAAAGCCCUGAGGCCCAAUCCACCCUCUGCUUCAUUAGUCCAAGAUUACAAGAUGAAGUACAGAGAACAUGUACAAAGGAAUUUUCACUGGAUAAAAGACAUGAAUGCUCGUAUUGGUGAGACAGUGGCUCUGAACUCCAGAUAUACAAGGCUAGUUCUUGCUAGUGGACAUCGCCAUGAAAAAAAGAAAGAACAUGAAAUCAUGGCUGUGGGACAGAGACAUGCAGAAAUCAUGGACGAACAAAUGAAUUCUUCCAUUGCUGUAAGUGAUCUUUUUAAACCUGAGAGGGACAGACAGGCACCAAAGACUGUAGUGAUAUUGGGAGCUGCAGGAAUUGGGAAGACAACGACAGUAAGAAAGAUUAUACUGGACUGGGCAUCAGAGGGAGUCUAUAAGCAGUUUGACUAUGUUUUCUACAUACAUUGUCGGGAGGUUAAUCUUACAGCUCAGGGGACUAUGGCUGACAUGAUCUCCAAAUGCUGUCCCAGUAACAAUCCACCUCUUGUAGAGAUCUUGAAGAGACCAGAAAAGCUCCUGUUUGUCAUCGAUGGCUUUGAUGAACUGAGAUUUUCUUUGGACUGGCCACAAAAUAACCUGUGCUCUGACCCCUGGGAGAUGAAGCCAGUGGCAAUCAUCCUGAACAGUUUAUUUAGGAAAAUCCUUCUCCCUGAAUGCUCCCUGUUGAUCACAACAAGACCAGCUGGGCUGCAGAAGCUGGAACAGUGCUUGGUGUGUGAACGCUCUGCUGAAAUACUGGGAUUUUCAGCAACUGAUAGGGAAGAAUAUUUCCACAAGUUUUUUGAAAAUAAGGAAGAGGGAAGGAAGGUAUUUCAGUUUGUUAAAGGAAAUGAAAUGGUCUUCACCAUGUGCCUUGUCCCCAUCACAUGCUGGAUUGUCUGCACUGUUAUGAAACAACAACUUGAAAGUGGUAAAGAUCUUGCACAAACUGUCAAGACAACUACAGGAAUAUAUAUCCUUUAUGUGUCCAUCUUACUAAAAUCUCUGAGCAGCAAGUUGAAACAGAACUUGCACAUUAUCAUUAAAAGACUUUGUUGCCUGGCUGCUGAUGGGAUCUGGAAGCAGAGAGUCCUCUUUGAGGAGGAGGCAAUCAGUGAACUCUUGUUAAAUCAGAGAGACACUCUCCCACUUUUUUUGAAUGAAAGCACUUUUCAGAAGGGCAUUGUUUGUGGGAGUGCCUACAGUUUCAUUCAUUUGAGUGUUCAAGAGUUUUUUGCAUCUCUGUUCUAUGUACUAGAAGAUGAUAGUGAGACAAGAGAUAAGCAAGAAGAUCCUAAAAGGGAUGUGAAAAAAUUGUUAGAAAACUAUGAAAACUCAAGAAAUGAUUUCAUGUUAACUGUGCGGUUCCUAUUUGGUCUCUUAAAUAAGGAACAAAGAAAUGCUUUGGAAAAAGAAACAGGGUGCAAAAUUUAUCCUGAAAUUAAGGAAGAAUUACUGAUGUGGCUUCGAACUAGCAAAAAAACAGCGUUAGCUAUUAAUGCAGAGAAAAUAGCAGUGAUUCAUGAUUUGGAGGCUUGCCACUGUUUGUAUGAAAUCCAAGAUGAAAGUUUUGUGAAAACUGCAUUGGGUUAUUUCAUUGGAAUAUAUCUACGAGACAUCAAUUUCACCCAAUUAGAUCAAAUAGUUCUUUCUUUCAGCAUAAAAAAGUGGCCUAGACUGGAGUCACUUGACGUGGCCUAUUGCUCCUUUAUCUCAGAACACCAUGAGGAACAUUUAGACCAAGAUCUAGCAAAUCUGUCACAUCUAGAAAAGCAGUCACCUAUUUACUUGAAGAAAUCACCUAUUUACUGGCUUUGUCAAUCCCUGAAGGAUCCAAACUGUACAUUAAAGAUCUUAAGGCUGGAGUGGUGCAAACUCACAGCUGCUUGCUGUGGGGUUCUGGCCAUGGUGCUUAGCACCAACCAGUGCCUGACAGAGCUGAGACUGCGUGGAAAUGCUCUGGGAGACCCAGGAGUGCGACUGCUGUGUGAAGGGCUGAAACAUUCCACCUGCCAGCUGCAGAGAUUGGGGUUGUGGGGUUGCAGUCUCACAGAUGCCUGCUGUGGGGAUUUGGCCACUGUGCUGAGCACCAACCAGACCCUGCUGGAGCUGGGGCUGGGAGCCAACGCCCUGGGAGAUGCUGGAGUGCACCUGCUAUGUGAGGGGCUGAAACACCCUGCCUGCCAGCUGCGGGUACUGGGGUUGUGGGGUUGCAGUCUCACAGAUGCUUGCUGUGGGGAUUUGGCCACUGUGCUGAGCACCAACCAGACCCUGAUGGAGCUGGGGAUGGGCGCCAAUGCCCUUGAAGAUGCUGGAGUGCGUCUGCUAUGUGAAGGGCUGAAACACCCUGCCUGUCACCUUAAAGAAUUGUGGCUCAACAAAUUUGGACUCAAUGAAGAAACUCGCCGGGAGCUGGCUCACCUAAAUAAAAUCAAGCCCAGCCUGAAAAUUAGGCACAUCUGUUAAACAGGAUAUUUUUCAGACUAGGUGUCAGGCCUCAUGGCUCUGACACUAGUGUAGCAUAUAGGUUAAAAUUUAAGAAGAGACCAAAUAAAUGUUUGUUCCAUUUUAAGGAUUCUGCUUUAAUGCCAGUAACAAUACUGAGCAUGUGAGGCCUUGACUGGCCACACAGUCUCAGAGCAAGUUAUCCUCAGGACAAUAGGAUCUGAAUUUUAUCCAAAUGCAGUUCAAAUAGAUCCCCCAUCACAAUCAUAUCUGAGUGGAGAAGGAAUUAGAGUGCAGAAGGAAAAAGGGCAGAGAUGCAUCAAGCACUGAAAAUGUGGAUGAGACAAGGAAUUUCCUUCUUUCAUACUCCAGUGAUUUCGGUUUCAGUGGGCAUGUGUCAGAGGCCAAGAGAAAUAUUUCUUCACUUUCCAUGGCUCCUUCAUAAGGAUUUGUGUACUCAUGGUGCUUUCUGUAUGUUUCUCUGAUUUCACAGUUCUCAAGAGCAUAAUUUCUGUCUCCAUUUUGACUAUAUAUUUGUCAAGGUUGAUGUUUAUACCACUAUUACAGAAUGCAAUUAUAGUUCCUUUUGCA
This is a messenger RNA of Tyto alba (common barn owl), 3381 nucleotides long. Its product is annotated as NACHT, LRR and PYD domains-containing protein 3-like. Gene Ontology annotation, molecular function: protein binding. The transcript has 9 exons. The record is from RefSeq and is a predicted model, not a curated record. Lineage: Eukaryota; Metazoa; Chordata; Aves; Strigiformes; Tytonidae. Bases 73 to 2811 code for a protein of 912 amino acids. Gene Ontology annotation, cellular component: cytoplasm.